This is a messenger RNA of Linum trigynum, 381 nucleotides long. Lineage: Eukaryota; Viridiplantae; Streptophyta; Magnoliopsida; Malpighiales; Linaceae. The record is from the annotation of a GenBank genome assembly.
AUGAUGGAGUAUGAGAAAGAUCUAGUUUCUGUUAAAACCGAAGAAGCAGAAAUAGUUUGGCGAAGCUCUAUGAUGCGUAUAGUGAGUGGUUUCAUAUAUAAAAGCCAACAACAUGAAAACAUCAGGAAAAUAUGUCAAGCAAGCUUGUUGGAUCUUGAAUUGAAAGUGGAGCAAGAAUUGGCUAAACUAGAUAUGGGUAACCAUGUUGAGAAAGAAGGCAACCAUUUAGAAGCAGAUGAAACUCCAAUACUGGAUCCUCCUCAAGCUAAGUCAAAAGGAUCAAAUGGCAGAGUAGAAGGGCAUUUUGAGAAGCGCAAGCCAAAAUCUGGAAAAACAUCAUCUAGUAAGUAUUUCAUAUUCAGUACCUUCUUAUUUUUCUGA